Molecule: messenger RNA, 1336 nt
Organism: Brachypodium distachyon (stiff brome)
Lineage: Eukaryota; Viridiplantae; Streptophyta; Magnoliopsida; Poales; Poaceae
Product: GDSL esterase/lipase At5g41890
Exons: 5
Coding region: 107-1336 (409 amino acids)
Biological process (GO): lipid metabolic process
Molecular function (GO): lipase activity
Source: RefSeq, a predicted model, not a curated record
UGACGACACCAGCUAUACCUGACCGCCCGUACUGGUCCCAACUGAUGCUCCCAACUGAAGAUGUCACCCCAGUUGGGAGUUGGGACAUUCCACAUCUUCUCAAACAAUGACCAUGUCAAAUGGCACGGAUGCAGGCACAAUACGCAUGCAUAUGCCACUGCUGCCCAGUGCAUGUGGAGGGAUAUAUGCAAUCCUAGAAGCGUUCCACGGUUGUAUCAUACGUAAGAUGGCCGUGCUUCCUCCCCCAUGCUGUUCCUCGUUCCUCACAGCACUGAUGCUGCUCCUGUUCCGUCCAUCUCCAGCGUCGCCUCACGCUUUCUUCAUCUUCGGCGACUCCCUCGUCGAUGCAGGCAACAAUGACUACCUCGUGACCCUCUCCAAGGCCAACGCCCCGCCAUACGGUGUCGAUUUCUCGUUCUCUGGUGGCAAGCCAACGGGGAGAUUCACAAAUGGGAGGACCAUUGCAGAUGUCAUCGGUGAAGCCCUGGGGCAGGACACCUUUGCUCCACCCUACUUGGCUCCAAACUCAAGUGCUGAAGUGAUCAACAGUGGAGCUAACUAUGCUUCUGGUUCUUCUGGCAUUCUGGAUGAGACUGGUUCUUUUUACAUUGGAAGAGUGCCUCUAGGACAGCAAAUCAGCUACUUCGAGGAGACCAAAGCUCAGAUAGUGGAGAUCAUGGGGGAGAAAGCUGCGGCUGAGUUCUUGCAGAAGGCGCUCUUUACAGUAGCCGUUGGAUCCAAUGACAUUUUGGAGUAUCUCUCACCUUCAAUACCGUUCUUUGGACGACAGAAGUCUGAUCCUGCAGUUUUUCUGGAUACCCUGGUUUCUAACUUGGCAUUUCAUCUCAAGCGGCUGAACGAACUGGGGGCCAGAAAAUUUGUCAUUGCCGAUGUCGGGCCACUCGGUUGCAUACCGUACGUUCGUGCUCUGGAGUUCAUUCCUGCAGGGGAAUGUUCAGCAGCCGCGAACAAGCUCUGCGAAGGUUACAACAAGAGACUGAAGAGGAUGAUCAACAAGCUGAACCAGGAGAUGGGUCCGAAGAGCGUGUUUGUCUACACGAACACGCAUGACAUCGUGAUGGGUAUCAUUCGGCGGCACGGCCAAUACGGUUUCGAUAAUGCGCUGGACCCUUGCUGCGGCGGCAGCUUCCCUCCGUUCCUCUGCAUCGGCGUGGCCAACUCGAGCUCCACCCUGUGCGAGGACCGCUCAAAGUACGUCUUCUGGGACGCGUUCCACCCGACCGAGGCCGUCAACUUCAUCGUCGCCGGUGAAAUCGUCGACGGCGACGCCGUCGCUGCUUGGCCCAUCAACAUCCGGGCGCUGUUCCAGUAUUAG